Messenger RNA from Physella acuta, 817 nucleotides. RefSeq names its product SOSS complex subunit B1-A. Lineage: Eukaryota; Metazoa; Mollusca; Gastropoda; Physidae. Gene Ontology annotation, cellular component: SOSS complex. The record is from RefSeq and is a predicted model, not a curated record. Gene Ontology annotation, molecular function: DNA binding. Gene Ontology annotation, biological process: double-strand break repair via homologous recombination; response to ionizing radiation; mitotic G2/M transition checkpoint.
AAACUGUAGGAUAGUCCUAGGCUAAUGUCGGCAAUUUGUGUUUUUCCAGAACUACCCGGAUGAGAGUGUAUUUAAUACAGAAAACGAACUGUCAAUUUCACCAGCAUAAAUCUAAAUUGAUCUAGUUAACAAUAAAAUGCAAGUGGACAGGGGCAAACCACCACCAGAUCAAGCAUAUUUAGCUCUCAAAGAUGUUCGACCAGGGAUGAAGAACUUGCACAUAAUGUUUAUUGUAUUAGAAGUUGGCAAAGCUACCCGAACAAAAGAAGGGCAUGAGGUGCGAUCAUGUAAAGUUGCUGACAAGACAGGCUCUAUAAAUCUGUCUGUGUGGGAUGAAGCUGCAUCUGUUAUACAGUCUGGAGACAUUUGUAAAUUUAUGAGAGGUUAUGCUCAAGUUUGGAAAGGGUGUUUAACUCUGUACACUGGCAAAAUAGGAGAAAUAUUAAAAAUUGGAGAGUUCUGUUUUAAUUUUAUAGAAGUUCCAAAUUUUAGUGACCCCAACCCAGAAUUUUUAAAAUUGGAAGCCAACCAAAGGAAAUCUCCGACAGAAGGGGAGCAGGUGCCAGGUAUAAAAAGUGAAGGCCAGAGUGGACCAGGCUCACAGUCUGCAGGCUCCAGACCUCAGAUGGUUCCAUCUUCUCAAGGAAAUGGUCAAAAUUACAAUCAACAGAGGGUUACACAAAGACCCCCUCUAGGCGGACCACCACGCAGCAUUCUAAAUGGCAACAACAGUGGAUCUAGUAAUAUGAACAACAAUAAUGUUCAGGUUUCCACUGGGGGAAUGGGGAGAGGGGGUAGGGGUGGUAUUAGGAGAUAG